GAGAGGGCGAACAAAAACGGCUUCGACCCACCUCACCGAGUUUCAUUCGAGUCGAGAGUAUUUCGGAAUUCGGUCUGUUUGUAGUGAUUUGGGUGUGUCGCUGACUAAAGAAUCAAUCAACAUGAGCGGACAACAGUACUACCCCUACAAGUGCACCCCCACCGUGUACCCAGCGGAGCCUUUCGACCCCGCUGCGGAUGCCGAGACCCUCCGCAAGGCGAUGAAAGGGUUGGGAACCGAUGAGAAAGCCAUCAUCGAUGUCCUCUGCAGACGCGGUAUCGUCCAGCGUCUUGAAAUCGCCGAGACCUUCAAAACCAAUUAUGGCAAGGACCUGAUCAGUGAGCUGAAGAGUGAGCUGGGCGGUAACCUGGAGAACGUGAUCGUGGCUCUGAUGACGCCCCUCCCCCACUUCUACGCCAAGGAGCUGCACGACGCCGUCGCGGGGCUCGGCACUGACGAGGAGGCUAUCAUUGAGAUCCUCUGCACGCUUUCCAACUACGGAAUCCGUACUAUCUCCGCUUUCUACGAACAACUAUACAACAAGAGCUUGGAGUCUGACCUGAAGGGCGACACAUCUGGCCACUUCAAGAGGCUGUGCGUGUCUCUCUGCAUGGCUAACCGCGAUGAGAACCAGGGUGUUGACGAGGGAGCGGCCAAGGCUGAUGCUGAGGCACUCGCCUCUGCUGGAGAGGGACAGUGGGGCACUGACGAGUCUGUGUUCAACUCCAUCCUGAUCACUAGGUCUUACCAACAACUCAGACAGAUCUUCGCCGAAUACGAGGCGAUGACCGGCAAGGACAUCGAAGAGACGAUCAAGAAAGAAUUCUCUGGAAGCAUCGAGAAGGGCAUGCUUGCUAUCGUUAAAUGCGUAAAGAGCAAAGUGGGUUUCUUCGCCGAGCGCCUAUACUACUCAAUGAAGGGACUCGGUACCAACGACAAGACCCUCAUCAGAAUCGUCGUCAGCCGCUCUGAGAUCGACCUCGGAGACAUCAAACAAGCCUUCCUUGACAAAUACGGCAAGCCCUUGGAGAGCUGGAUCGCUGAUGACACUUCCGGAGAUUACAAGAAGGCUCUGUUGACCCUUGUUGAGUAGAUUGUGGGCUCACGAAGCAGACAACGAUUGCGAUUUCCACCUAGCUCGUAAAUUUAAGUUUCGUCUUGUCAAUUUGUUAGGUUACUAAGAGAUCUGUUAGGUUUGUAGGUACGCUGAGGACUAUCCGAAGCUCAAAUUGCUCCAGAACUGCGGAACUGAAAUCCAAACAACUUUGCCCUCAGCGUGCCUUAAUUAUCUUUAGGUUACUCGUGCCGGGUGUAAAUUUUAUUUAAAAAGAUCUGUAUAUUUUGCUUUCUAUUAGCCAUACUCAUGAUCAUGUAACUUUUGCACUGUAGCUAACGCUUUGUGUCGUGUGCGUGCAUGAGGGUAGCGGUCCGUCCGUAUUUGGCCCUGUUGACUUAGUUUUACAAGUAGUUGUUCCAAUUGUUUUCAGGAGGAAAUAGCAGGUCCGAUCGGAGAUCUCCUCUCUACAAUGUGUUACUAAAGACACUACAAUGCUUAUCCAUAACACUCAGUAUUACGAGCGCCAUAUAAUGUGUGACAAUACAAUGCUGCAGUGUGAAGUUAUAUUCUAAUCACAUAUUUAUACGCGUGUCAGCAUAUAAUCGACCGAGUACAAUCACAUCAAUGUUGCAUUUUAAAGACAUUUAACUAUUAUAAUUUUAAGAUAUUCUCAUAAGUUUGUGAUACAUUUCUAAUACACAUUGUGUGAACACAAUCAUAAGUGAUGGGCCAGUUUCUCUAACUAGGUAGACUGUGCAAGCGGUAGAUUUAUUCCGGUGUUCUUUCCAGGACGAUCUAACCGGUGACUUCGGAAAUGUGCUAGUCACACUUUGUGCUUAAUCCAGCAGAAUGAAUUAUAUUUUUUUAUUUUAUUAAAAGUAAUUAUUUUUAUACAAGUAACUGUGUUUAGCUUGGCAUGCUAUAGAACUAAGCUACGUUACGAAGUACAAUGUAAUGGUUUGCAGGACGAUACGAAAGGCGACUACAAACGCGUGUUACUCACAGUAGUAUCGUAAGUGAUCGCAUAAUACUGCAUGACAGUCCUACUGGAUACAGUUCCAAACAAAACUACUUGUACUUUACAUUGUAUAACUGUUGAGAUGUUGUAGAAAUUAAAGCUUGAAUAUUUUUGUGAAAAAAUGAGAUAUUUAUUGGUGCUGUAGUUUUGUUUACAAUAUACACAUAUUUACAUUAAUUAUUAUUAAACUAUUAUGUAUGUU
Messenger RNA from Trichoplusia ni (cabbage looper), 2277 nucleotides. It is a transcript of the gene AnnIX, whose product is annotated as annexin B9. Gene Ontology annotation, molecular function: calcium ion binding; calcium-dependent phospholipid binding. The record is from RefSeq and is a predicted model, not a curated record. Bases 122 to 1093 code for a protein of 323 amino acids. NCBI's taxonomy places the organism in Eukaryota, Metazoa, Arthropoda, Insecta, Lepidoptera, Noctuidae. Gene Ontology annotation, cellular component: cytoplasm. The transcript has 8 exons.